GACGUCCGCUGAGGUGGGGUGGAAGGUUUCACCUUCUUCAUUCCUUACUCGUCACGUAUUUGGGGUAGACUGGGAUAGACAGUGGGCAUCUGUCCACCCCUUAGUGUCCUGUCCCCUCUUCUAUCUGCAUCUCCUCUGGAUAUAACACUCCAAUUUCUGUUCCUGCCCGACAUCAAACGGCACAAUGGGCAUGCACAAAAGAAAGAGAUGGGACAGCAGCGUCAUACUGCUUACAAUUGCUGCAUGUCUGAUGUUUUCUGAAGCUCAGCAUGAAGCUGGUUUCUGUUCGAUGUAUGACGAAUGUGGAAAGAAUCCCACCGUGUCAGGAUCCUUGCUCAAUUCAAACGUACCCUGCAAAAACCCUGGACCAGCGAGGGAAGUAGUGGGGGCACAUUAUGAACUUCUGAGGGAGGUUUGCCCCAUGCUGGACCAGGGUGAGGGCCAAACGUUUGCCUGCUGCUCUCUACAGCAGCUCAUCUCCCUGCAGAGCAGCGUGUCGCUGUCCAAAGCUAUACUGCUCCGAUGCCCAUCCUGCGCUUACAAUUUUGCCCACAUUCACUGCAUCACCACCUGCAGUCCCAACCAGAGCCAGACCAUCAACAUCACCAGAACUAUCCCCGUCAAUAUUUCGGGAACAGACAAAGAGGCUGUGGUCGGCUACCAAGCCUACGUUUCUACGACCUUCUCCGAUGCCUCCUUCAACUCCUGCAAGAAUGUGAGAAUCCCGGCAACUGGAGGGUACGCCAUUGGUACAAUGUGUGGUCGAUAUGGCUCCACGCUGUGUACUCCUCAACGCUGGUUAGACUUCCAGGGUGACUCCAGCAAUGGUUUGGCUCCACUUGACAUCGACUUCAGACUCAUUCCACCAGAGCACAACGCAGCAGUUCCAGAAGGUAUGGUUCCCUAUGCGGGGAUCGCUCUGGGUUGCAACGAGACAACCCCCACUGGAGGAGAAGAGUGCACCUGCCAGGACUGUCAAGAGUCCUGCCCUCAAGUUCCUCCACCAGGCCCUUUACCCGAACCCUUUAUGAUUGGCAAUAUGGAUGGGAUGCUCGCCAUCUCCCUCAUUCUCUUUGCCAUCCUGUGCCUCCUCUUCCUCAUUUGCCUUGUGGUCAGGUACAAUUUCAAUUGCUGCAAAGGGAAAAAAUCCAGAAGCCGCAAGGACAAAAAUGCAAACGAGGUAGACCCCAACCAGACAGUGGAUCCCAAAGAUAUCACAUGCACUGACCGAGCAAGUCUGGUCACUCAAGAGUUCCUGGGUUCGCUUUUCCAGAGCUGGGGAACUGUAAUGGCGAGACACCCUUUGAAGGUGAUCUUUGCUUCCCUGUUUGUUGUAGCAGCAUUUACAACUGGGCUGAAGAACAUGCAACUGACCACAGAUCCUGUUCAACUCUGGUCAGCUCCCAACAGCCGUGCCAGGCGUGAAAAGGACUUCCAUGAUGAGAAUUUUGCACCCUUUUUCCGUACCAAUCAGCUGAUUCUGACUGCUCCCGGCAGGCCUAGCUAUAUCUACGACUCCUUGCUCUUUGGCACUACAAACUUCAGCGGCCUCAUCUCUAAGGACCUGAUCUUGCAGCUGUUGGAGCUUCAGCAGAGAAUCCAAGAUAUUGAAUUCUGGUCAGAUGAACUUAAUAAAACAGCUACCCUUAAGGAUGUCUGCUAUGCUCCACUCAACCCGGACAACCCCUCUUUGACUGACUGCGCCGUCAACAGUCUACCUCAGUACUUCCAGAACAGCGUCAAGAACUUGAAUUUAAGGGCUAACAUGACCCAGCUUGGGGUAACAAAAGAAGUUGACUGGAAGGAUCAUUUUAUCUACUGCGUAAACUCUCCAUUAUCCUUCAAAGACAUCACUGCACUCAACUUGAGCUGUAUGGCUGACUACGGAGGACCAGUCUUUCCCUUCUUGGCUGUUGGGGGAUAUGAUAAUGAAGACUACACCACCGCUGAGGCCUUCAUCCUCACCUUUUCUCUGAAUAAUUAUCCACGAGACGACCCAAAGUUUAAAGUGGUGGAACAAUGGGAAGCCAUGUUUCUGGAGAUCGUUCAGGCAUACCAGAAAGACCCCAGCACAAACUUCACAUUCGCCUAUAUGGCUGAAAGGUCUUUAGAAGAUGAAAUCAACAGAACUACAAUAGAAGACUUUCCCAUCUUUAUGAUCAGCUAUGCAGUCAUCUUCGUGUACAUUGCCGUGGCUCUGGGAGAAUAUUCGUCCUUCAAACGCAUCCUAGUGGACUCUAAGUUUCUGGUUGGGCUGGGUGGUAUAUUGGUUGUAACCGGCUCAGUCCUGGCAUCUAUGGGUUUUUAUGGCUGGGUUGGAAUCCCUUCCUCACUGAUCAUUGUGCAGGUGGUGCCCUUCCUCGUCCUGGCUGUUGGAGCUGACAACAUUUUCAUCUUUGUCCUGGAGUAUCAGAGAGAUGUACGGCAGCCUGGAGAAAUGAGAGAGGAGCAGAUUGGCCGAGUUCUCGGCAGCGUGGCUCCCAGCAUGCUCCUCUGCAGCAUGUCUGAAUCUGUCUGUUUCUUUUUGGGCGCUCUCAGCACCAUGCCUGCGGUGAAGUCGUUCGCACUCUACGCUGCCCUGGCUGUCCUUAUGGACUUUGUGCUGCAGAUGACGGCGUUUGUGGCUCUUUUGUCCCUCGAUGCUCGGCGGCAGGACGAUAACCGCUGCGAGAUAUCCUGCUGCUUCAAAGUGAAGACCCAACGUCCUGCCAAACCUAAUAAGGGCUUCCUCCUCCCACUUAUGGAGAAGUAUUAUGCACCUGUGCUGCUCCACCCUGUUUCCAGAAUAGUAGUGAUAGUGCUGUUUCUCUUCAUGUUCUGUGCUUCCAUCUACCUCAUGUUCAACGUGAAGGUGGGCUUGGAUCAGGAGCUGGCCAUGCCGACCGACUCCUAUAUGCUCACAUACUUUGAAUACCUGAACAAGUACUUUGAGGUUGGAGUGCCGACAUACUUUGUCACAACAAAAGGCUUCAACUUCUCAGAUGUGACCGGGAUGAACGCAGUGUGCUCCAGUGUGGGCUGUGACCAGUUCUCCCUCACGCAGAAGAUCCAGUACGCUACAGAAUACCCAGAAAGAUCCUACCUAGCUAUCCCAGCAUCCUCUUGGGUGGACGAUUUCAUUGAUUGGCUGAAUCCUGGAUCGAGAUGUUGUCGGCUUUACACCUCUGGUCCCAACACAGGGCAGUUUUGCCCAGCAUCCGAGAGUACCCUCAUGUGUUGGAACAAGUGUAUGACACUCCCAUCAAGUGGGAUUCUGCGGCCCAGUGUGGAGGAGUUCAACAAGUUUCUGCCCAGUUUCCUCACCAACCGGCCAGACUUGCAGUGCCCCAAAGGUGGUUUGGGGGCUUAUGACACAGCUGUGGUGUGGAACAACGUGACUGGGGAAAUAUCUGCGUCUCGGUUCAUGGCCUAUCACACUCCUCUGAGAAACUCUCAAGAGUUCACAGCAGCUCUGCUGACGGUGAGAGAACUGGCCCACAACAUCACAAUGGCCAUGAGAAUGAUUCCCGGGACAGCAGAGGACUUUGAGGUUUUCCCAUAUUCUGUGACAUACGUGUACUAUGAGCAAUACAUUAGCAUUGUGUACGAGGGUGUGAGGAACAUCUGCCUGUGUCUGCUGCCCACUUUCGUGGUGUGCUGUAUUCUCCUGGGCUUGGACCUGCGCUCCGGCUUCCUCAACCUCUUCACCAUAGUGAUGAUCACCGUGGAUACUGUGGGGGUCAUGACCCUGUGGAGCAUCGAUUUCAAUGCUGUGUCACUCAUCAACCUUGUGACGGCUGUGGGGAUUUCAGUGGAGUUUGUGUCUCAUACGACACGCUCCUUCGCCCUCAGCACUUUACCCACGAAGGUGGAGAGAGCCAAAGAGGCCACAGCAAAGAUGGGCAGUGCAGUGUUUGCUGGCGUUGCUAUGACGAACCUACCUGGCAUCAUCGUUUUAGCGUUCGCUAAGGCUCAGCUCAUCCAGAUAUUCUUCUUCAGGCUGAAUCUGGUCAUCACACUGCUGGGCAUGGCCCACGGCCUUAUCUUCCUGCCCGUGCUCCUCAGCUUCUUCGGUCCUCCUGUGAAUAAGGCCGUGCUGCUGGAGCUGCAGAAAAAGAAAGCCAAGGAGAUGGAAUACGGCAGCAGAGCACAGUACGACAAUGUCAGCUUCGAAAAUAACGAGAAUCCCAUCAGCUUACAGCCCACCGUGCCGUCACAGAAUGAAACAGUUCCCCAAAAGCCAGAAACGGUGAUAGUACAAGCACCUGAAGAGGGCAGCAAAUAGAUAUCAGGCAUCACCAACUUUUAGUUCAGAAACAGUCCUGCCCUUCCUCUCAGCUUCCAGUUCAUAACUACACACAAGAAAGCUGCAUAGCGGGGGCUGAGAGAGAAAGGGGGGCUGCUGAGUUUGUUCAAAAUGGGACAUAAUGUCAAGACACACUGGUGCAAUAUAAGGGUCAGAAGAGCAUUUUGGAAUGAAACUCUUUUUUACCUCAGGACUGCAUGAAGUCAAAGAGAGGGAAAUGUAAACAUGCAGUUGUAACAGGUUGAACCAAUUGGGGCCUUCAUGCAAUGCACUUUGCUGUUUUGCUGUUUUCAGCUCACAAAGAGGGCGUUAACUGGCGAAAAAUCUAAUUUGCACAAUUUUCUUCCCGCCAUAAAUGUAGUUGAUAAACCAAGACAUGAAUAAAGGCAUCAUUUUCAUAGAUAAUAACAAGCCAUACAGUUUCAAAAGCCACACAAGCAAGUAUACGUAUAGCGAUUGUCAAGCGUGACGGACCAAAAAUGUAGUUCUCCAGGUGGUUGCUAGUACUGUUUUAGCUGUGUUAAUUACUUUUGUCCAUUUUUAUAGUUUGGGGUAUGUCAAACAAAUCCAAAAACCACACAAGCAAGACUACAUAAAGUGCUUUUUGGUGAAAUUUGGUGAAAAUGUCAAAUAUGACAGAAGAUGACAAAAAAUAGGCCUCCAGGUAGUCCAGGUGCUGUUUUAGCUAUAUUCAUUAUUUUUGUCCAUGUUUAACUAUAACAGUAUGACAUACAGCGCCAAAAAACCUCACAUGCAAGUCUAUUUGAGGUUACUUAUAGCGAAAGAGACAAGUGUGACGGAAAAUGACCAAAAAUGUAGUUUUCCAGGUGGUUGCUAGUACUGUUUUAGCUACGUUAAUUAUUCUUGUCCAUUUUUUAUAGUUUGCAGUAUGUCGAAUAGUUUCAAAAACCACACAAGCAAGAUUACAUAAAGCACACAGUGUCAUACAAUGUCAAAAAACUCAUAUGCAAGUCUUUUUGCGAUUAUUUCAAGCGAUACUUUGGUGAAAAUGUCAAAAGUAGAGAAAAUGUUUAGGUUUCAAUGUGGGCUGCUACUUCCGUUUUAGGUGUGCGACAUAUUUUUGUCCAUGUUUGCAGAUACUGGUUUGUCAUACAGUGUCAGAAACCGUGUAAGCAAGUCUGUUUAAGAUUACUUAGCAACUUUAAGUGACCUUAAGACUGGGACGGGCGCUAUAAGUACUUUGUUACUAUUCAGUGCAAGUGUGUGGCGAUUUAGAUAUGCAGUUUGCAUGAUGCUUACCUGGUUCCUAUAAGGUUCCUUUACUUGUUAGCUACAUUAGCUUUGUAGCUCUUAGAACAAAACUAAAAGAGUAAACUUAAGACACCAAACAGGUUUUGGUUGAUCGACUACAUUUGGGCUAAGAGGGAAAAAUGUGCGAAUUAAUUUUUUUGCAAGACACUUCCUUUAAAGGAAACAUAACUGAACCUAGGACCUCUCUAGGAGCCGUAAGUUUCAGGACACUCGUGUUGCGGUGCUGUUAACAGGCUGUAGCUUUAAGCUCCAAACGCUGCUUGUUUUCUUGAACGAUCUUGCCUUUUCAACUCCCAACAUAAUGGGGAAACACAGAAAUUGCAAUAAUGUUUUAGAAUUGUUUUGUUUUUUUACACAGAAUACUCUUCUGUUUUUGUGUGUUGAAUGUAUUGUCUUAUUUAAUUUCAUUAUACCUGCAUGUUUGAUGUUAGUCUUUGUUUAGACACUGUACUGUUAAACUAAAAUCAGAAACACUGUUAUUUUAUAGAACAACACACUGUACACUCCAGUGAUGGGAAAGCAAUAUCUGUUUGUGUUUGUAUAAUAGAAUGAUUACAGCGAGAUGAAAUGCACUUUGGGUAUUUUCAACAUAUUGUUCCUCUGUGUUUGUGGGUUAUUCUGACAUCAAAAUCAGCUAUUUUUUUAACUCGCUAAUGAAAUCAGUCUUUAUGAGGGAGAACCAAGCAGAUAAGAUAGAAGGAGAGCAACCUGUACAGAACAUGCAACCUAAACGGGUCAACAAACAGUGGAUUUUGCUUAGAAUUUGAGCUUUUAAGUAUGUUUGUCAGUGAUAAACUCACUAAGUCACUAAGUACUAUCUGAAAACAUUCUUAUUUACACUAUUAUUCAAAUGUUUGGAAUCGUUAUUAAUAUGUAGAUUUAAAUAUUAUAUACUAAAUACCAAA
Colossoma macropomum (tambaqui) is the source of this 6462-nucleotide messenger RNA. It is a transcript of the gene npc1l1, whose product is annotated as NPC1-like 1. Lineage: Eukaryota; Metazoa; Chordata; Actinopteri; Characiformes; Serrasalmidae. The record is from RefSeq and is a predicted model, not a curated record. Gene Ontology annotation, cellular component: membrane. The coding region runs from base 185 to 4264 and encodes 1359 amino acids. Gene Ontology annotation, molecular function: lipid carrier activity. The transcript is spliced from 19 exons.